GAUGUCAUGUUCAGGAGGUCAAGGAGGCCCUAACAUCAACUCUAGACAGUGUUGUAGUAGACACUUUGACUCUAGAUGGACCAGGGGCUCAGCAGUACUUCCAGGAAGAGGGUAAAGUGACUAAAGAGCUGAUAGAGGGUUCCUGUCACGUCAUUAUCCGAGAUAAGCAAACUGCAGCCAUCCCAAAUGUGCAAAGACCACGAAACACCAGCAGACUCAGCGACACACCUAGAUCUCUCAGCUACAGCAGCAGCAUGUACAGCACAGUUGGAAACUCUGCAAUCAACAGAACAAACCUGAAGAUCAAACUCAGCAGUUUAGAAAAUGAACAGGCGGAUGUUCUGGUGGUCCCCAUGCUCAACAAACAGCUAACUUCGACAAAUAUUGGCAACAGUUUGUUGGCCAAAGCUGGGAAUGUAUUAAAGUUAAAGUUUGAUUCAGUCUUAGCCAGUUGUGCCCUCGCCCCUGGUGAUGUUCAGCUGGUUGAUGCACCUCCAUCUCUGGGCUGCUCCAAGAUUUUCUUCAUUGAGUGCUUGCCUUGGGACGGAGUAAGAGGAAAGAGCGUUCAGGCUCUUGGUAAUGGUCUAAAAAAGUGUCUGAAGCUUUGUGUACGGCAGAAUUUUGGUUCAGUGGCCAUUCCAAUCAUUGGGGCAGGUGUUAUUUUAAAAUACCCGCUGAGAGAAGCCAUUCAAGUGUUGACUGACGUCAUUCACCAGUUUGGAUUAUCUGCAUCCUCUGGAUCUCUUACAAACAUCCACAUUGUCAUUAAACCUGGUUACCCUGAUUCUGAGGAGUGCUACCACGAUGUCUACAAACAGCUCAGCUUAAAUAUGAACCAGGGAGGCCAAGCAAUCUUCAGGUCCCUCACCAGCGACCUAGAUGACAUCAUCAUGACAGUGGGAAGCGCGGUUAAACUACACGUGGUGUUUGGUGACAUCACUAAUGAGACUACAGAUGCUGUGGUGAACACAACCAACUUCAAAAGUUUUGACCUUGAUGGAGUAUGCAAAGACAUCUUAACUGUAGCUGGACCAGAGGUGGAAGCUAAACUGAAAGCAGCAAAAGUGAAUCGAGGACAAAUUUUCGAGACCCAGUCUGGAAACUUCCCAUGUAAAACUAUUUUACACGUGCAUGGGAAACAGGAUGAGGUCCUCAUUGAACAACUUGUGUGUGGUAUCAUGCGUUAUUGUGAAAUUCAUAAAUACAACUCAGUGGCAAUUCCUGCCAUGUGUGCUGGAGCUGGAGGGUUAAAUCCUGCGAUUGUAGCAGGAGCCAUUCUUCGAGGGAUCAAGUCAUCUGCAUCAAUCAUGACCAGCCUCACCAACAUCCGUCUCGUCCUGAUUAAGAUCGAUGUCUUCUUGACUUUUAAAGAGGAAGCGAUGCAGAUGUAUUCCCCAGCUGUCAUCAACAGAGUACUUCCAGUACUUCCAGUACUUCCAGUUCAAGUACAGCAACAACAGCCUCCUCAUUCUGUGAGUGCAUACCUCAGCAGUCUCCAUAUCAGCUCUACAAGUCAGCAGUCUGUCUUCACGUUCCUGGGUCUUUCCAAAAAAGACGUUGACGAUGCCAUGGAAAAGCUGAAGCAUCAAUAUCACACACAGUGCUCCAGUAACACCUUCUCAAAGGAGGAACUGGAACUCCUCGACCAGGACGACAUGAUGGAGCUGAAGGAGCUGGUGGAGUCUGAGGGUUUAUUCAUGCAAACAGAUCAGUCUGGCGCCCUAACAGUGAGCGGGCUAAAAGGCAGGGUCACCCGGGUGAUGCAGAAAAUGAAUCAGUGUCAAUUAAUGGGUCUUGCUAAUGAGGUGAGAGUCAGGGAGGAGGAGGAAUUGUACCAUCGAGUUGUUUGGUGCAUCCUGGCACAUAACGGAAACUGGGAAAGACUUCCCAGAACAGCCAAUCACCAACUGGAAAACAACGAAUUAACAGAAGGAAUAACAGAUGCACAGGGACUCGUAUGGGAGGUUAAUCUACAGAUGAUGGUGGCCACACAGCAACUGAACAGACAGGCGAUGAAGCUAAAGCGACUUGAGAAUCUGACAGACUUUACUUUCCCUCUGUACUGGGACAGCAUGGCUGCCAGUGAAAGUAUGAAGGUCAUUCCCCUGGAGUCUUCUUCUCCAGAGUACCAGACAGUGAAGGAGGCCUUCAAACGAACUGUCACCAAAACUGUGAUGAAGAUUGAGCGUUUGCAGAACGUUCACCUGCGUCGCGCCUAUGAAGCACAGAAGAAGCUCAUUUCUGAUAAGAAUGCACACGAGGGAGGAGCAGGGGAGAAACUUCUGUACCACGGGACGACCCAGGACAAUUGCGACUCCAUAAUGAAAACUGGAUUCAACAGGCGCUUUGCUGGGCAAAAUGCAACUUCAUACGGUCGUGGGACCUACUUUGCUGUAAAAGCCAGCUACUCAGCCCACCCCACCUACUCCAAGCCAGCUGCUGAUGGUUCUCAGUUAAUGUUCGUCGCCCGAGUCCUCACAGGCGUCUACACUCUGGGCCAAAGUGAUAUGAAGGUGCCUCCACCUCGAGACCCCCAGCAGCCUCACGACCGCUAUGACAGUGUGGUAGACAGAAUAGAUAACCCCAGCAUGUAUGUUGUGUUUCAUGACAACCAAGCGUACCCUGACUACCUCAUCACGUUCAAGUGAGAGUAAAGGAAAAGUUUUUUUCCACUGUUGACAAAUGAUGGUGUCUGAAAAAUACAAAAAGAAAAUUAUAAAACUUAUAUAUGUACAUUUCACAUUACAAACAAUUAUAUUUAAUGAAAUUACGAGUUUAUUUCUUAAGUAUUGAAUUCUGUCUGAUUUUAUGCUUAAUUAUUGACCUGCUACUGAAGUAGAAAUAUAUGUACAUAAACACUGGAAACAUAUUACGCAAUCAUGCCGUUUAAAAUGUUUUAUUUGGCAAAAAUUUGCACCUUAUAUCUUCACUUUGCCAAGUGUAAAGCACUUUGAAUCACACCUAAUUAAUCUGAGAACAUGGCACAUAACCCUAAUAAAGAUUUACUGUAUGA
This is a messenger RNA of Maylandia zebra (zebra mbuna), 3013 nucleotides long. RefSeq names its product protein mono-ADP-ribosyltransferase PARP14. The record is from RefSeq and is a predicted model, not a curated record. Gene Ontology annotation, cellular component: nucleus; cytoplasm. Lineage: Eukaryota; Metazoa; Chordata; Actinopteri; Cichliformes; Cichlidae. Gene Ontology annotation, molecular function: transcription corepressor activity; NAD+ poly-ADP-ribosyltransferase activity. Gene Ontology annotation, biological process: negative regulation of gene expression; protein poly-ADP-ribosylation.